Molecule: messenger RNA, 3796 nt
Organism: Suncus etruscus (white-toothed pygmy shrew)
Lineage: Eukaryota; Metazoa; Chordata; Mammalia; Eulipotyphla; Soricidae
Gene: BCAS3
Product: BCAS3 microtubule associated cell migration factor
Exons: 28
Coding region: 1-3138 (1045 amino acids)
Biological process (GO): autophagy; response to starvation
Cellular component (GO): cytoplasm
Molecular function (GO): protein binding
Source: RefSeq, a predicted model, not a curated record
AUGAGCAAGCCCCUAGCUCCAGGGCUGCUGCUCCCCACAGCCAGCCUGCCUCGCUUCCCGGAAGACAUCCGCGCUUCACCCGAACUCGCAGACUUGUUUUUGUUGUCCCUCGGCCCCCUCUGCGGAUUGGCUGAGCUCGAGGGGGCGGGCUUAUCUGGCGUUCUACUCGGUGAUUGGCUGAGACGACCUUCAGGGGCGGGGCCCUUUCCGAGCCCGGCGGCUUCUGCGAUUGGCUGGGAAGCCCGGAGCUGGAGAGCAGCGUUUACCGGCGGGGCGGCCGGUCUUGUGAAUGAAGCUAUGGCUACAGAUUCUCCCAGAAGACCCAGUCGCUGUACUGGUGGAGUUGUGGUUCGUCCCCAAGCUGUCACAGAACAGUCCUACAUGGAAAGUGUGGUGACUUUUCUACAGGAUGUUGUACCACAGGCUUACAGUGGAACUCCUUUAACAGAAGAAAAGGAGAAAAUAGUUUGGGUCAGAUUUGAAAAUGCAGAUUUAAAUGAUAUGUCAAGAAACCUAGAAUUUCAUGAAAUACAUAGCACUGGAAAUGAGCCACCUCUGUUGGUUAUGAUUGGCUAUAGUGAUGGAAUGCAGGUCUGGAGCAUCCCUAUCAGUGGGGAAGCACAGGAACUCUUUUCUGUCCGACAUGGCCCAAUUCGAGCAGCUCGAAUCUUGCCUGCUCCACAGUUUGGUGCUCAAAAAUGUGAUAACUUUGCUGAAAAACGGCCCCUCCUUGGUAUUUGUAAGAGCACUGGAUCUUCUGGUACAAGCCCACCUUACUGUUGUGUGGAUCUAUAUUCACUUCGUACUGGAGAAAUGGUCAAGUCUAUUCAGUUUAAAACACCUAUCUAUGAUCUCCAUUGCAACAAACGGAUCCUCGUUGUAGUCUUGCAGGAGAAAAUUGCUGCUUUUGACAGCUGUACUUUCACAAAGAAAUUUUUUGUCACAAGCUGCUACCCUUGCCCAGGGCCCAACAUGAAUCCUAUUGCUCUUGGGAGUCGCUGGCUUGCUUAUGCAGAAAACAAGCUCAUUCGAUGUCAUCAGUCCCGUGGUGGAGCCUGUGGAGACAACAUUCAGUCUUACACUGCUACAGUCAUUAGUGCUGCUAAAACACUGAAAACUGGACUGACAAUGGUUGGAAAAGUGGUGACUCAACUGACAGGUACCCUACCUUCUGGUGUGAAUGAAGACGACAUUGCUAUCCAUAGUAACUCAAGGCGGAGUCCUUUGGUACCAGGCAUCAUCACAGUUAUUGAUACUGAAACAGUUGGAGAAGGUCAGGUGCUUGUGAGUGAGGAUUCUGACAGUGAUGGAAUUGUGGCCCACUUUCCUGCUCAUGAGAAACCAGUUUGCUGUAUGGCAUUUAAUACAAGUGGAAUGCUUCUAGUCACAACAGACACCCUUGGCCAUGACUUUCAUGUGUUCCAAAUUCUGACACAUCCUUGGUCCUCUUCACAAAGUGCUGUCCAUCACCUCUACACUCUUCACAGAGGAGAAACUGAAGCCAAAGUACAAGACAUCUGCUUUAGCCAUGACUGUCGUUGGGUUGUGGUCAGCACACUCCGUGGCACAUCUCAUGUUUUCCCCAUCAACCCUUAUGGUGGCCAGCCUUGUGUCCGAACACAUAUGUCACCCCGAGUUGUGAAUCGGAUGAGCCGUUUCCAGAAAAGUGCUGGUCUUGAGGAGAUAGAACAAGAGCUGACAUCGAAGCAAGGAGGCCGCUGUAGCCCUGUACCUGGUUUAUCAAGCAGCCCUUCUGGCUCACCUCUACAUGGAAAAUUAAACAGCCAAGACUCAUACAAUAAUUUUGCCAACAACAACCCUGGCAACCCCCGACUUUCUCCUCUUCCCAGCUUGAUGGUAUUGAUGCCUCUUGCACAAAUUAAGCAGCCAAUGACAUUGGGGACCAUCACCAAACGAACAGGGCCUUAUCUGUUUGGAGCGGGGUGUUUUUCCAUAAAAGCUCCAUGCAAAGUUAAACCACCUCCACAAAUUUCACCUAGCAAAUCAGUGGGUGGAGAAUUCUGUGUGGCUGCAGUCUUUGGGACAUCCAGAUCAUGGUUUGCAAAUAAUGCAGGUCUGAAAAGAGAAAAAGAUCAGUCCAAACAAGUUGUAGUUGAGUCUCUCUACAUUAUUAGCUGCUAUGGGACCUUAGUGGAACACAUGAUGGAGCCACGGCCACUCAGCACCGCCCCCAAAAUUAGUGAUGACACCCCACUGGAAAUGAUGACAUCUCCCCGUGCCACCUGGACUUUGGUUAGAACUCCUCAGUGGAAUGAAUUGCAACCACCAUUUAAUGCAAAUCAUCCUCUGCUUCUUGCUGCUGAUGCUGUACAGUAUUACCAGUUCCUGCUUGCUGGCUUGGCUCCACCUGGAAGUCCUGGGCCCAUUACUCGACAUGGGUCCUAUGAUAGUUUAGGUUCUGACCACAGUGGGCAAGAAGAUGAAGAAUGGCUUUCUCAGGUAGAAAUUGUAACACACACUGGACCCCACAGACGUCUAUGGAUGGGUCCACAGUUCCAGUUCAAAACCAUCCAUCCCUCAGGCCAAACCACAGUCAUAUCGUCCAGUUCAUCUGUGUUGCAGUCUCAUGGUCCAAGCGAUACCCCACAGCCCCUGUUGGAUUUUGAUACAGAUGAUCUUGAUCUCAACAGUCUCAGGAUUCAGCCAGUCCGCUCUGACCCAGUCAGCAUGCCAGGGUCAUCCCGUCCUGUCUCUGAUCGAAGGGGAGUUUCUACCAUGAUUGAUGCUGCCUCAGGUACCUUUGACCGGAGUGUGACCCUGCUGGAGGUGUGUGGGAGCUGGCCCGAGGGCUUCGGGCUACGGCAUAUGUCUUCCAUUGAGCACACUGAGGAGGGCCUGCGGGAGCGGCUCGCUGAUGCCAUGGCCGAGUCGCCCAGCCGGGACGUGGUGGGCUCUGGAACAGACACAGCCCUUGACGUAGCCGUUAAAACCAUCACCCCUGAGAGACACAUGGCUGUGAAGUGUGUGGAGCUGCAGCGCGAGGGAAGCAUCGAGACUCUGAGUAACAGCUCAGGCUCCACCAGUGGCAGCAUCCCCAGAAACUUCGACGGCUAUCGCUCCCCACUGCCCACCAACGAGAGUCAGCCCCUCAGCCUCUUCCCGACUGGCUUCCCAUAGGGACCAGCGACCUGCUUCGGCCUGGCCGGCUGCUCCACUGCUGCAGGGAGUGGGGAGCACCCCAGCAUUCAGUCUCUGCUCCUCUUUUACCCACCACCUUCCCCAAGCUUCAUGCCAGCCGACACCUGCCCUACUGGACUGAGAAGAGACACUUCUUCAAAGCUCCUCACCAUCCUCUGACCUCUCCCCACCUGUCAUCAGGAGCUGUGGCCCAGAGAGACUGCAGAAGCUCUGCCCCCUUCCUUGUUUGCACAUAAUGUUCUGCAUUUGGAUCCGCUUUUGUAUUUUCUAACCAUACCCACUGGGGUCCUACGGGGAAAUGGGGGGAGUGUGGAGAGGGCAGCUGGCCAGGCCAAGCAUUUUGACCCUCAGUGGACACCCCCAGCCUAUCCCUCCUGGCUGUGCACAAUGACCGGCUUCCCUUGGCCAGCCUCCCUCUGGCAUGGGGUAAGCUGAGGCUCGGAGUAUUAGGGAUGGAGGAAGGAAAAAACCCACCUUCCUUUCCCCUCAGCUCAUGGAAAGGAUCUGUCUUUCUCUCUGGAAGCCCUUUUGCCCUGGUCCUGUACUGUUCAGUGACAAAAAAAAAAAAAUGUGGUAACUGAGGCUCUGUCAAAAAUUGCACGUCUUGUCCAAUAAAUCACGCUGCAAUUGGUGUCCA